Molecule: messenger RNA, 1455 nt
Organism: Eutrema salsugineum
Lineage: Eukaryota; Viridiplantae; Streptophyta; Magnoliopsida; Brassicales; Brassicaceae
Exons: 6
Coding region: 26-1339 (437 amino acids)
Source: RefSeq, a predicted model, not a curated record
UGUCCACAAAGCGAAACAUCACACAAUGAACAUGACCACCUCGUGUUCUUCUUCUUCUUCUUCUUCUUCUUCUUCUUCUUCCCCGCGACUCUUCGCCACCAAAUCUCAAAUCUACAAGGCUCCUCUUUUAUCCUUCUCGACUCCUAAACGCCGUCGUUCUCGUCCUCGCCGGAACCGCAAAUCCAAUGGCUCAACCUUCGACCUUAACGACGGCAAUGUUCUUACCAUCUCUACUUCGUCUUCCGCCGGAGCCGAAGACCAAAGUCUGAGCUUGACCCUAGACGUUCACCGGAUUUCAGCUCUAGCUACUUCUCGCUUCCAAUUGUUUCUCGAUUCCGGCAAAGACGCUUUCUCCGACUUGCAAACUCUAAUCGCACUCGACGAUAACCGGCGAAUCGUCGUCUCGUGCAGGAAAUCAACUAUGCAGUUCGUCGGAGGUGUGGUUUUGCUUGGAUUCGUAUUUGGUGUUGCAAUUAGAGUUCUGGUGAAAUUAGGAUCGGCUUUUAAGGGUAAUUUCCAGGGCAAACCCAAAUUAGUAGUGAGGAGAGACAGGAGUCUUGGUGGGAAGGAAGUGGUUGUAGCUGUCGACAACAGUCGCUCAUCUUCAAGCUCCAUAGCUCCUGGUCAGGUUUCUCGAAGUAACUCUGUACCCACAAAUCUCAAGCUCAGAGCUCAGAAUAAUUUGCCGAAAUGGUGGCCUACUUCAUUGCCUAGCCAGAGCUUGGAAGUAGACAGAGAAGACUAUCAGAGAGAAGCCAACAAAAUCGUUCGAGCAAUCGUGGAUAACAGAACCAGCGGAAAGGACAUCACGGAUAAUGAUAUCAUUCAACUGCGGAGAGUAUGUAGGAUUUCUGGAGUACAAGUCUCUAUUGAGCCAGCAAAUACCCGAGAUUCCUUUUACAGAACAUCUGUUGAUUUUGUCCUAAAUGCUUGCAGCAGAGCUCCUUGGGACUCUUCUUCUGUCGAGAUUUGUAGUGAAGAUGCCCGAGAGUUCAUCGCUGGCCUUGCUGAGAACAUUGGACUUGCAAAGAUAGAUGCUGCUAGGAUGGUUUGUGCAGCUGUUGCUGCACGCACACGUUCAUGGUUUCUACAAGCUUGGGCUCUGGAAAUACAAGGUAAACAAUCUGAAUCGGUGGCAGAACUAUCGAAAAUAUGCCUCAUUCAUCGCAUAUUUCCUCCCGAGGAGUACUCUGCUGAGAUGGAAAUGGUUGCAAGAGGGUUGGAGAAACUCAUGAAGCUCGAAGAGCGACAGUCUCUACUGAAAACGUUUGUUGGAAUGUGUUGCAGUGAAGAGUCUCAGAGAAGCGCAGCUGAGGCUCUGGGUUUGGUUCACUCGUAGUUAAAUUGCUUCUAUGCCUAUUUUUCAACUUCUCAUGAGAAUAUAAAAACAAUUGGGACAACCAUUUUGAAACACUAUGUCUGAUCUCAACUUAACAAAAUGAUUUUUUAAUGAAA